AUGGAGAUGAGUUUCCGUUCUAUAAGAGUUUUAAACCGGCUUUUAAGGAAACCUUUGGGUAUUGGAGCAUAUAGAAAUGUGACUGGAACCGCUGUUAAGGAAGAAAUUAACACGGAAUUGUUGACAAGUUUCAACAGAGAUAUAAAAAACGGUGGAGCAGUACCAGUAUUCCGCAGAGCAUUGUUGUUCCCGACCAGAGUAGCACUACAGGAUGAGUUUGGUAUCUACACAUAUGCGGGCCUCUACCAAGCCGCAUCGGUUCUCAGCUUUGAAAUAUCUGCACAACUUGUUGGGCAGACUGAGCGCACCAUAGCGUACAUGUGCAACAACGACGCCUCACACGUCAUAGUGCAGUGGGCGAUAUGGAUGACUGGCAACAUCGCCGUUCCUCUUACACCUCUACAUCCUCCGGAAAUGCUGAAACAUUUCUUGACGGACAGUCUCGCCAGUCUCAUAGUGUGCACUCAAGAAUAUGAAAAAGUUCUCCGUCCUCUUACCUUGGAGAUCAGCAAACCGUUACUGAUCACCGGCAGAGACAAGGAAAUUACCGCGCAGUUGUACCAACCUAACUCCUCCUUCCUGAAGCCUAAGGCUGAGGACACGUUGCCUGAUGUUGGCAAAAGUAAUGAUUGGUACGGGAAUAAUGAGGCGCUUAUUAUUUAUACCAGCGGCACAACGAGCAAGCCCAAAGGCGUGGUAUGGACACACAGCAUGCUGCAGACGCAGAUAGCAGCACUGCACACAUCGUGGCAGUACUCCUGCCACGAUGUGGUACUGCACACUCUACCGCUGCACCACAUACACGGACAACUUAACUCUAUGCUUGCUUCAUUAGCUGCGGGGGCCAGGAUCCGUAUGCUGUCGAACUUCGCGUCGCACACGGUGUGGUCGCGGCUGCUGGGCAUGGGCGAGCGCGACGAGGCGAAGGUGACGGUGUUCCACGGCGUGCCCGCCAUGUACGCGCGCCUGGCGGCGGACCACGAGCGCAUGUUCGGCGACGCGCGCACGCACGACUACGUGCGCGCCACGCUCGCCGCGCGCAUGCGCCUCAUGUGCGCCGGCUCCGCGCCGCUGCCCGCCACGCUCUUCUUGAAGUGGGAAGAGAUCUCGGGCAUGCGGCUGCUGGAGCGCUUCGGUAUGUCGGAGGUGGGCAUGGCGCUGAGCAACCCGUACCGGCCGGCGGAGGCGCGCGCCGUGGGCUGCGUGGGGCGGCCGCUGCCCGGCGUGGCGGCGCGCAUCGCCGGGGCCCUGCUCGAGCCGCUCCUCACCGUCGAGGCGCCCGCGCCGGAGACGCAGAUAUGUCUAGACCGCCUCGGCCUACCGUCCUCUAAGGACUUCUUCGUGGAUUCAGAUGGUUACGAUUGGGGCGAAUCUAUAGUGACCAGGCACAAGGAAGUCGAAGGAGACGAAUUCCAAGGAGAGUUGCUCAUCAAAGGACCAGCUGUAUUCACCAGAUACUGGAAUAAAGCACCCAAAUUGGACUCAACGGACUUCACACCAGAUGGUUGGUUCCGUACCGGAGACACAGCGAUGUACUCCGACGGCAAGUUCAGAAUAUUGGGACGAACUUCGAUAGAUAUCAUCAAAGCUUCCGGCUACAAAGUAAGUGCAUUACAAGUAGAGUCCGUUAUACUGGAACAUCCGAACGUUGCCGACGUAGCCGUUUUAGGCAUGCCAGACGACACUUACGGAGAAAUAAUCGCCAGCGUUCUAGUCCUGAAGGACAACACGAAAUUGACCCUCAAAGAGUUGAAGGACGAAGCCGGGAAGAAAUUGGCUCCGUACCAGCUGCCUAAAGUGAUGCUUGUAAUCGACCAGAUGCCCAGAAACGCUAUGGGCAAGUUAGAUAAAAAGGAAAUCAAGAGGUUGUUUGGCGACAAACUCGUGUUGCAAAAGGAAUAG
This is a messenger RNA of Arctia plantaginis, 1902 nucleotides long. Lineage: Eukaryota; Metazoa; Arthropoda; Insecta; Lepidoptera; Erebidae. The record is from the annotation of a GenBank genome assembly.